CCUCGAAACCCUAACGUCUCCCUCCCUCUUUUUCCUCCCUCUCCUCCAUAAAAGACGUUCAAAAAGCCAUUCAAAACUCCUCCCCUGCUUUCAUUUCCGAGUCCCUCUACUGGCUUUCUCAGAACACAGGAGGGGGAGAGAAUCACAGAUUGCAGAAACCCUCGCCUUCGAAAUCUCUCGUCUUUGUUGAUUCAUUUACUAUUUCUAUAAUAAUAACAAUAACAGUUGUUUAUGCUCUAUUUAUAUCUGGCAUAAAUUCAAGGUUAUUGGUUGAGCCAUCCCUCUGGUUCUAGGGUUUAUAAAUUAGGGCGUCUCUGUUGUUUUUUCGCGUUGAAGAAGCUCGGAUCUGAGGUUGAAUUGGUUUUCAAGAUAUGGAGAAAUCGACGACUCCAACAAGAACUGCGUUGUUUGAGCGAUGGGAAGAGGUGUUUGUGUCAAACAAUAAAGGAAAAAGAGAGGUGCAUUAUUAUCUGAAGCGGAAGGAUGGGAAUUCAGAGCUUGCUGUUGUUGGUAAAGAAAGGGGUCUUAGGCACAUGGCUUACUACUAUGCCCUUCGUAAUCGUUCGCUCCUUCUCUCUCUUUUCCCUUCCAAUACUAUCCUCAAGCUUCGUUCUCGAAGGGAUGUAGUUGACUGGCUCUCCUCUAUAGUUUCAGAUCCUAUUUCUGAUGGGUCUUCACAAUCGGAUGAUGGUCCUUUGGAGAGUGAAUAUGGUCAAGAAUCAAAGACACAAUCUUCCAAGGAUUUUCAUUCACAGAGAAAAGAAUUUACAUGGUUGGGUUCUGCAUGGACAUGCCGGAAACGUAGAAGACAUUUCAAGUCUUUCUGCCGGAAUUGUAUUACAAUUUCUGUCCAUGAUUUUGUAUAUAUCAUGGCAGAAGAGAACAAAAGACUAUUAGCAUACAUAGAGGAUCUUUAUGAAGACUCCAGAGGCAACAAAAUGGUUGUGGUACGAUGGUUUCACAAAAUUGAUGAAGUUGGUAUUGUUUUGCCUCCUGAUUUUAAUGACAGAGAGAUUUUCUUUUCUCUUUGUCUUCAAGAUCUCAGAGUUGAAUGCAUAGAUGGAUUAGCUACAGUGCUGAGUCCCCAGCAUUUCAAGAAGUUUCUGAAUGAGGCAAGACACAGAUGGUUUGAACCAUUUGUCUGCCACAGGAUGGUGGACAAUGAUGAUGUCAAGCCCUUCGAUAUCACCCAAAUUCAAGGUUAUUGGAAACAAGAAAUCCUCAGAUUUAUGUACACCACUGCCCCUCCAAGAACUGACUUAGAGCCUCUCCAUGGUGGUGGUGGCCUGGAAGUAGAUGGGGAUGAGGAUGUUGCAAGAACUAGACCCAAAAAAAGGCUUCGUACAUUGAAAUGUGAGGAUGUGGAUCAGCAGGACAACAAAAAAGAUUUCAAAGAUCUUGGCAAGGGUAAUAAUAAGUGCAUUAGCUACUUGGUUUCUGGCAUCAAUGGAUCUGAAAUGCAUAUUCCAAGAGAAAAUGGUUUGAUUGCACCUUUAUCAAGGAAGGAAAUUACCAAGGAGGAGCCUCAUCAGCAUCUAAUUGUGGGUUCUCAUGUUGAGGUGCUCUCUCAGGAUAGUGGCUUGAGAGGAUGUUGGUUCAGGGCCAUUGUUCUCAAGAGGCAUAAAGACAAGGUGAAGGUGCAGUACCAAGACAUCCGAGAUGCAGUGGAUGAAAAUAAUAAUCUGAAGGAGUGGGUUCUAGGAUCAAGGAUUGCUGGCCCUGACCUUUUUGGUCUUAGGCUAUGUGGAAGGACAACCAUUCGCCCAUGCCCUCCUUACAAUAAAGGAAGAGUUUCAUGGGGAUUUGAUGUCGGGGCUUCUGUAGAUGCGUGGUGGUGUGAUGGGUGGUGGGAAGGCAUUGUGGUCAGGAAGGAAUCCGAAGAUAGAGUACAUGUAUAUUUCCAAGGUGAACGGCGGACUUUGAUCUUUGGUUCCGGUGACUUGAGACGAUCUCAAGAUUGGGUGGGCAACAGGUGGAAAUGCAUAAAAGAGAGGCCAGACAUUGUGGCUUCAAUAUUAUCUGGCCUAGAGAGUGAGCAAGAUGUAGGUAGACCCAACAAUGUUCUGGUAUCAGAUAACCGACAACCUGGGAAUAACAAUCAUGUAAAUACCUUGUUACAAGAGGAUGAUAAAGCUACAUGUAAUAAGACUAGCUUAGGAAAGGAGCCGAAAACUUCAAUUCACAAGAGUACAUCCUUCUCAGAACCUCGUGAUAAUAAUCAGAGGAAAGAAGUGGAGUCUGUACCUAACCUUGCCAAUGAUGGUUUACUUGCUCAGUUGAAGUGGAAGUCUUCCAGGAAGAGGAGACGUAGUAGAGAGUCGAAGCGUUAUGUUGAUGGUAGCAGCAGUAGCAGCCAAGAGGAAGGUGGGUCUCCUGCUUCAGAAAGAUUUUUGAUACCGAAGCCAUUGAUGGUUGAUCACGAAAAUUGCAAAUACAGGGGAGAUUCUCUAUUCAACGCAUCCAUACCUCCUUUGUCGAGUUUGGUCAUGUCUAGGUGAUUGCUGAUGCUGUUGUUUUUCCCAUCAAAAUUUUUGAAAAUUUUUUUAGUCUUAACCAAAGAUCUUAGUCCAUCCCCUUUGUUCUUCUCACACACCCUGUGACUGACGACUGUUUUUACUCAAUUUAACCGAGUGUUAUCUCCGGUGUUGACCGGAUGUGUGAGUUGUGUAUCAUGCUGUAUCAAUAUCUAACUGUAUCAAUAUGUAGCCUGAGAUGCCAUGCUCUAUUGGCAUCAUUUUUGAAUGAAUGCAUAUUGAAAAUAUCAAAUUUUUUCCUCUAA
Molecule: messenger RNA, 2779 nt
Organism: Nelumbo nucifera (sacred lotus)
Lineage: Eukaryota; Viridiplantae; Streptophyta; Magnoliopsida; Proteales; Nelumbonaceae
Product: Agenet and bromo-adjacent homology (BAH) domain-containing protein
Molecular function (GO): chromatin binding
Source: RefSeq, a predicted model, not a curated record